This is a messenger RNA of Vitis vinifera (wine grape), 717 nucleotides long. RefSeq lists its product as uncharacterized. The coding region runs from base 1 to 717 and encodes 238 amino acids. NCBI's taxonomy places the organism in Eukaryota, Viridiplantae, Streptophyta, Magnoliopsida, Vitales, Vitaceae. The transcript has 3 exons. The record is from RefSeq and is a predicted model, not a curated record. Gene Ontology annotation, molecular function: calcium ion binding.
AUGGAAGAGAUUCGAGAGGCUGCGUUAGCCUAUUACGAAGCUGGAACUCAAGAGCAGAAGCAAUUGGCAUGGGCAUUUUUCCAAACCUUGGAUGUUGAUGGAGACGGGACAGUGAGCGUCCAGGAGUUCGUCAACUUCCUCAGGGGCAGGGGCUACCGGUUGUUCGAUAAUCCCAACUUUUACCGGGCACUUGACCGUGACGGCAAUGGGUGUCUGGAUUUCCACGAAGUUCUCACCUUCUUCUAUAUAAUUAAAAGCGGUAGACCUUUCUGUGAUGGGUGUGGAAUUUUCUUGAAGGGUUUGUUUUUCACUUGCCUUAAUUGCUAUGAAAGCAGCCAUACCACAUUCGAUCUUUGCUCUGCGUGUUACCGCGGCAAAAGGUUCAGUCACCAGCACGCAGCCAUUUUAGAUAACUACACUUUGUUGACGCACAAGAGGAUGAUGACCAUGGCAGGAUACGGACAACCAAAUAUGAGUCAGCCAACUUCUCGAGGGAGUUCCAGCUUGAAGCAAGGGAAGUCUAGUCAUAAAAACUUUGGAGUAUUGUCAGAGUGUUUAAGAGUUCCUUCCUUUCGUGUCCGUGAUAGAGUUGAACAAUUUCCAGUUCGCCGGAGUGGCUACAGAGUGCUGUUGCUGCCAUUCGAAGAUCGUUUUAUCCUGGGAGACAGACGCCUUGCGAUUCUCAAAGCACCUGUGGAGAAGGCGAAUCUGUUUUAA